UAUAAGCUUGUUGCAAUCAUGGACGAAUCCUGUUUUCCAGCACAGACAAGUCUCAGAGAAACGAGUUUCAAACAUGAUGCGCUUAAUUAUCAUCCUGGGUUUUGCAGUCUUUGCUUCUGCAACUCCAAUUGAUCUUCAAGUUAACCUUGGAGAUCUUCCUAUGCAGAAUCCCGAUUUAUUCGGUGGAGAUAUGUUGGGAGUUGAUGUCUCGGACCGUAACGUCAUUCCUCAUCCACAUUUGAGAUGGACUAACAAGAAAGUUCCAUACGUCAUUGAUCCUUCUCUAAUUCGUUACACAGGUGUUAUCUCACAAGCUAUGGACGACUACCACAAAAAAACAUGCGUGAAAUUCGUUCCAAGAACAUUGGAGGCCAAUUACAUUAGGAUUUUUGCUGGACAAGGGUGCUAUUCAAAUGUUGGUAUGAUUGGCGGACAACAACCUGUUUCGCUGGGACAGGGAUGCAUGUUCAAAGGCACUAUUGUACACGAACUUGGUCAUGCUCUCGGCUUCUUCCAUGAACAGAACAGGUCCGACAGAGAUGAAUACCUCACCAUAUACUGGGAAAAUAUUCAGACCGGUAAAGCAUUUUAGUUCUGGAAUAAAAGACUUAGCAGU
Molecule: messenger RNA, 616 nt
Organism: Stegodyphus dumicola
Lineage: Eukaryota; Metazoa; Arthropoda; Arachnida; Araneae; Eresidae
Product: astacin-like metalloprotease toxin 5
Biological process (GO): proteolysis
Molecular function (GO): metalloendopeptidase activity; zinc ion binding
Source: RefSeq, a predicted model, not a curated record